GCUGUGCUCCAGUGAUGUGACGACGGCAGAGGGGGAGUGAAGCACGGCUAGUUACAGGGAGCGAAUAGGGGAGGUGCAUUUCAUUACUCUACCUAUCUUUAUACGAUACGGCGGCGGCUGCGGCCACAUUCAUUGUUAAUUUUUUUUUUUAAUUAAUUAAAUAGUGCUGAGUCAGAUGUCGCUAACCGCCGGCUCGCUGCUUCAUGAAGGCCGGGGUCUGUGCUAGCAUAGUGAAGUUAAUGUUGUUAGCAGCCUGCCGCUAGCUGCUACUGCUAACUCCCGUCGGUGUCCACAAACAACUUGUCAACAGCAGCUCAAUCCUGGACGGGACGUGUGCUGUCGGCUUUGCUGCUUUAUUAUAUUUUUACAUUUCUCACUUUGGGCUGUUUCUCAAAGCUGAAACCGACUGAGCCAGAGACCACCACCAGUGAGAGAGGGAAGCUACGAUGACAACGUGACAGGAAGGGGAGCCGCUGUGUCAGCUUGAACAGAGACCAUGGAUGGGGUUCAGCCGCCUGCCACAGAGCAGUGCGACAGGGAGAAUGGCUGCUGUGAGCCACAUACCCCCGAGGACACAGCUGAUGUCAGGUGGACAGCUCUGGAGGUGGAGUCUGGAGCCUCAAACUGUGACGGGGGGGAAAAAGUGGUGGAGCUGACCGAGUUGAGAGCCAGAGAAGAUGAUCAGGAGGAGGAGAGCGAUGGCUUGGCUGCUUGUAAAGGCCUGAAGGAGGACCAGCAGGAGGGAGAGAAGGAGCGUCUCAGUAAGGAUGGGAGCAAUCACAGCAAGCAAGACAGCACUGCUGCUUCAAACUACACAGACCUGUCCCAUUCCUCGCCCCCCUCGCUGUCGGAGCAGCUGCGUCUCGGCCGAGAGGACAGCACUGGACCUGGAAUCAGUGUUGAGUGCAAAAUCUGUGGCGACAAGGCCUCUGGCUUCCACUAUGGCGUGCAUGCCUGUGAGGGCUGCAAGGGCUUUUUCCGACGAACCAUCCGGAUGAAACUGGAGUAUGACCGCUGCGAGCGCACCUGCAAGAUUCAGAAGAAGAAUCGAAAUAAGUGCCAAUAUUGUCGCUUCCAGAAGUGCCUGUCUUUGGGAAUGUCCCAUGAUGCGAUCAGAUAUGGGCGUAUGCCUGAGGCAGAGAGGAAGAAGCUGGUGGCCGGCCUAAUGGCAGAGGAGUCAAGCCCUGGUAACCCUGGGGGCUCAGACCUGAAGACCCUGGCCAAACAGGUCAACAUGGCUUACCUGAAGAACCUCAGCAUGACCAAGAAGAAGGCACGCAGCAUCCUGACAGGCAAGACCAGUGGCUCAUCGCCAUUUGUGAUCUAUGACGUGGACACACUCUGGCAGGCAGAAAGCGGUUCAGUGUGGAGCCAGUUACUUCCAGGUGCACCGCUGGCGAAGGAGAUCGGCGUGCACGUGUUCUACCGCUGCCAGUGUACCACAGUGGAAACGGUGCGGGAGUUGACUGAGUUUGCCAAGUGCAUUCCAGGCUUUGUGGACCUUUACCUUAAUGACCAGGUGACUUUGCUGAAGUAUGGGGUGCAUGAGGCCAUUUUUGCCAUGCUUCCCUCUCUCAUGAACAAAGAUGGACUCUUGGUGGCCAAUGGUAAAGGCUUUGUGACCAGGGAGUUCCUGCGGAGCUUGAGGAAGCCCUUCAGUGAGAUCAUGGAGCCUAAAUUUGAGUUUGCUGUCAAGUUCAAUGCUCUGGAGCUGGAUGACAGCGACUUGGCCCUUUUUGUUGCUGCCAUCAUUCUUUGUGGAGAUCGUCCCGGACUAAUGAACGUGAAGCAGGUGGAGCAGAGUCAGGACAGCAUCCUCCAGGCCCUGGACCAGCACCUCCAAGCUAACCACUCCGACUCCCUCUACCUCUUCCCCAAGCUGCUGCAGAAAAUGGCCGACCUCCGUCAGCUGGUUACUGAGAAUGCUCACCUGGUUCAGAAAAUCAAAAAGACUGAGUCUGAGACCUCGCUGCACCCUCUGCUACAGGAAAUCUACAAAGACAUGUACUAGUGUUCUCCAGCACAGAUUGCUUAUAGCAAUAUGGUCUCAUACUGAAAUGUUCAUGUUCACACACUGCAUUCUGUACAAGCACCACUCCACGAACAGGGCAUGAAAACAUUUUAACGCAUGCAGUUGACGCAGAAAAGGUACAUGGAAGGGCUAACACAAACAGCAAAGACUUCAAUAUCAGACUUAGUUUCUUCACAGUGUGUGCGAUUAGCAUCUAGAAUCACGUCACAGGUCGUAGUUUCCCACAGCAGUCACCUAACAUGUAGAAAAUGUUUUUGUUUUUUUUUUUAAAACUGAGGUUCGGAGGUCUGUUUCACUUGAACACUGACUCAGAUGCGCUGCUCCCAUUUCAUCGCCCUUAGCAAAGCUGACUCCAGGACAGUGUGCGGAGAGACUUUGGCUCUGUGUUUUGCUGUAAAGGGAAGAUUUCGUGUUUAUAUACAUAUGAGAUAGGACAAAUAGAAAAGAGCUGUCACGUUUGUACUGUAAGAGAAUUUUAUAUGAUGCCAGUGUCUUUGGUAGUUUGGUUGAUUUACUCAGGCUUUUGGUCAAGCAAAAAAAAAAAAAAAAUGCACAACUGAUUUUUGUUUACAUCAUAAUCAUUCACUUCUUUAGGAUCCUUAAGCAACUAGGACACAAACUGGGCUGGCUCCAGCAGUGUAGAGCUCUCUCUUUCAAUGCGGCUGCAUCUGUGCAAUACCAUUUCUCUUUGUCAAUAAAUUGGGAGAAUAGUUUCCUGACCCAAGUCAUAGCGGGUUAUUUGUUUUAAAAGCCAUCCACCCAAGUGGUAACUGUAAUAAAUGAACUAUGCUGCACAGAUUUAGUUUUUGAAGCUAAUGACACUAUAAACACAUGACUUUUUGAAUUAGAAGGGACAGUGUGCUCUUUCUUUUUCUUUUUAGUUCAGCAAAAUAAUUCUGAACUUUGUCAUAGUGAGGGUUUUCUUGGCUUCUUUGUAUUUACGUUACUAAUCAGUAAUUACUGAACUGGUGAUAUGUUUAAGGGCAAAACGUGAUUCAUCAACUUGUUUUUAUAUCUUAAGUAGUCAUAUUCUUUCUUACUGUAUGUCUUUACUGAGUGUAGGUUUGUACCAAAUAUGUUCCCAUAUCUUUGCCUGAUGAGGAAUGUGGAUCACGUGACAGCAGGAGACAGGCUAGGAGCAAUGUGCUAUGAUGUCCUUCCUGGGAAAACUGAUGGUUAUUAUUUGACGUCAACGUCCACUUUCUGUAACAUCACAAGUCUCCUCUGUAUCAACUCAGUGUAUGACCUGGCCUGUUUGUGUGCACAGUGCUAGUCUCUUGAUAGGAAAUCCUCAUACCAGCCUUAUAGUAUCUGGAAUUUAUGUGCCACAGCACCCAUUUACUCUGUACUGGAUGCAUUACAGCAGCGGCUCUCAACUGGGACCCCCCCUCAAGCACCACCAGAAAAAUGGGGACUAUUUUAGUUUCACUGUUAUUUCAUUGAGUAGAAGUUAGCUCAAUGAGACUGUUCACUUCAGGUGUUUCACAGUUAAUCUGCCAAUCUACACUAUAGACAGUUAUGGAUUUCUAAAUUGUGAUAUUACAGAUUACCAAAUUCAGGAUCUGUAUGAUUUUGGGGGUCCUUGACACCAAAAAGGUUGAGAGCCACUGCAUUACUGUACAUCACAGUCAGAGCAAAGUCCACCUUCCAAAGUCUAUUGUAAAGCUUCCUCUUGUACUUCUCUUGUUUUUUUUGGGGUUUUUUUUAUAUUAUUUUUAUUUUUUCUUGACCCCAGUCUACCUCUACAUGUUGUGUUCCUUUAUUCUGUGACAAUGUGCUACUGUCUGUUCUAAUUUCUGAACAUGUUUGCCUUAAUUUACUGCUACCGGUACACAUUGCAGAGUUAACACCGCUGGUUGAUGUGCAGUGUGCCAAGCAAAAAGGCGUGGAUAAAACAGGAAAAACAAAAAAAGGACAGUAAAUGUUGAUGUUAACUACCUCUA
Molecule: messenger RNA, 3975 nt
Organism: Myripristis murdjan (pinecone soldierfish)
Lineage: Eukaryota; Metazoa; Chordata; Actinopteri; Holocentriformes; Holocentridae
Gene: ppardb
Product: peroxisome proliferator-activated receptor delta b
Exons: 8
Coding region: 497-2011 (504 amino acids)
Biological process (GO): fatty acid metabolic process; negative regulation of cholesterol storage; negative regulation of inflammatory response
Cellular component (GO): nucleus
Molecular function (GO): zinc ion binding; DNA-binding transcription repressor activity, RNA polymerase II-specific; nuclear receptor activity
Source: RefSeq, a predicted model, not a curated record